AUGGCACCCGGAGAAGGCCCAGUUUGUGCGUUCUUAUCGGCCGUUGGGAGGGACCCCAACCAGCCCGUGCCGCAGGACACCAAGUUCAUCCACACCAAGCCGAACCGCUUCGAGGAGGUGGUGUGGACCAAAUUCAACACCAAGGACAAGCAGUACCUGCACAUCGGUUUGAAACCCCGCGUCCGGGACAACUAUCGCGCCAACAAGGUGGCCUUCUGGCUGGAGCUGGUGCCUCACCUCCACAACCUCCACGAGCCCCCCUACACCUCCACCACCACCCGGGUGCCCCCUUACGUCACCCGCUGGCCCAGCACCCGGGUGGGCCCAAGCACAACGCGCCAGCCCAUCGCCACGCUCCCUCCGGACGAAGACGACGUGGCCCGCCCGCCGCGGUACGUGCCCUUCCCGGGAGACACGCGGGACUACUCCACCGAACUGAGCGUGACGGUGGCGGUGGGCGCCUCCCUGCUCUUCCUCAACAUCCUGGCCUUCGCCGCCCUCUACUAUAAGCGGGACAAGCGCCACGAGCUGCGGAGCGGACGGCGGCUGAGUCCCCAGCGCAGCGCCGCCAACGACCUGGUACAUGGCGGCCAGGAGGAAGAGAUCAUGUCUCUGCAGAUCAAACAUUUGGAGCAUGACGCGCACGAUCUGGAGCCCUUGCGACCGCAUGAAAUCCUACGCCCCGCCUGCCCUCCCGACUACACCCUGGCCCUUCGCCGGGCGCCCGACGAUGUGCCCCUGAUGACCCCAAACACCAUAACCAUGAUUCCCAGCACCAUCACGGGUAUGCAAGCCUUACACCCCUUCAACACCUUCCCCACCGGACACAACAACACCCUCCCUCACCCUCACUCCACCACCCGUGUAUAG
Molecule: messenger RNA, 870 nt
Organism: Thamnophis sirtalis
Lineage: Eukaryota; Metazoa; Chordata; Lepidosauria; Squamata; Natricidae
Source: RefSeq, a predicted model, not a curated record